Lodderomyces elongisporus is the source of this 1431-nucleotide messenger RNA. RefSeq lists its product as uncharacterized. The record is from RefSeq and is a predicted model, not a curated record. NCBI's taxonomy places the organism in Eukaryota, Fungi, Ascomycota, Pichiomycetes, Serinales, Debaryomycetaceae. The coding region runs from base 1 to 1431 and encodes 476 amino acids. The transcript has a single exon.
AUGAAUUCAAGACAACAACCAUACAGCAAUUCUUCUUCGUACUUCAAUAGAAGUGGUUCUGGUUCAGGCGCUGCAAGUAUAAAUCCAAACUCAACAACCACCAACGCAACCUCAAAUAACGGAGCACCUUCAUCCACUGGCACUGGCUCUGGUUCUGGUUCUGGUUCUGGUUCGGGCUCUGGUGGCUCACGCGGUGUUCCACCUUUAUCUCACGCCGGUGCUAUCCCAUCUCGUUCAAAAUACGGUAUUUCGUCUUUGAGCAAUAUAACUUCAGCACACCCAAGUCAGUACCUGGUUUCGCAACAACACCAACAGCUUCAGAAUCAGCAACAUCAACAGCAACAGCACAAUUAUUACUAUGCUCAACCUAAUGCUACUGCCAAUUCAACUGGUUUGACCACACCUGGUGCAACACAUGGUGCAACUCCACAGCUUUUUAAUGCGCAACAAUUGCACACGGAACACCCUCAACAACUAGACCCUAAGCAAUUGCAAAAACUUACACCUCAACAACAACAGCAACAGCAACAACAUUAUCUCCAACAACAACAGCAGCAACAGCCACAGUAUUACCAACACUCAGCAACUGCUACGCCUCAAUCCAUUUACUCUUCUGCCGCAGCUGUUCAGCAACAACACCAACAACAACAACAGUACCAGAUGCAACAGCAACAUCAACAAAGCUCUUCUCCUAACGCACCACCAUUGGCCACUGCGACAAGUGGCAAAGCAGACCAAGCUAAAGGUGCUCAAGCCCAAGCGCAAAAGGAACUUCCCCCUGGGAAAAAACCUAGAAAGCCAAGAGCUACUAAAAAGGAAAUGGAGGAGAAGCGAAGACUAAUAAGAGAAAAAGAGCAGUUGAAGGCACAGCAACAGCAACAAUUUGGACCACAAGCUUUGGUGAAUGAACAUCAAACACAAAUGACGGUUAGUUCAACAGGACCUGACGGAAAGAAGAGAAGAGGAAGACCUAAAAAGUUUAUUCUUGAUCCUUCAACAAACACGAUGAUUGACUCUACUCAUCCAAAUUUUAAGCAGCUCAAUAAGCUCUUGAAAGAGAAUAGUAUUAGUACAAACAACAACAAUGGCAACAACAAUAACAACAGUAAUGUCGAGGCAGCCCACCCUGGUGUUGCUUCUGACCAAUACAUGGCGAAUUACUUGAACCAACAACAGCAACACCAACAGCAUCAACAAUUAUUGAAUGGUCUUUCGGGUGAUUCUAAUGGUAAAGGUAGCUCAAAAAAGACUGCUGGUGAUACCGCAGGUGCGCCAGCUCCAGGUCAAAGUAUUUCGAGCAUGACUGAGACUGAGUUCAACCAGUUGUUGAAGAAAAAAGACAAGAGAGGAAGACCUAGAAAAUUUCCUAUUGAGCAGACUGGCGUUGUCAUUAAAGGUGUGAAGGUGCUUGCUGGAGUUACAAAAAAGUAG